UAAAUAUACACUACAAUUACACACAAAAAUCCUCAGUUCUCACUCACAAUUAAAUCAUUCAAAAUGAAUUCACAAUUACUCAUUUCCUUUGCAUUGUGUGCAUUUCUUUUUCAAUUCACUAGUGGCGGAAAGAUUAUAGAAACAGUUAAGGAGGACAUUCAUAAAGCAGGCGAAAAUAUUGAUUGUGCUUUUCGAGAUAUUGGAACAUUUUUGGGAAUUGGGAAAAGAGGACCAUGUGAGAAGGGAUCGGAUCAAAAAGGUAGUACUGAUAGUACUGGAUUAGGACAAGGAGGUACACAGCGUAACAAUAUUGGACAAAGUGGAUUCGAACAAAUUGGUUUUGGUCAGGGUGGAUUUGGGCAAGCACCAGGCGUAGGUGGAAAUGGAUUUGCACAUGGACAUGGACAAGGACAAGGACAAGCCAUGCAUACGUCGGGAGGUUUUGGACAAACUGGCUUCGGACAAGGAUAUUCUGGGCAAAAUAAUAAUGGAUAUAAUUCAUUAGGACAAGGAGAAAUUGGUGGACUGAGCAAUACACAAUUGAAUGGAUAUGGACAUAAAUCUGAAAGUACUACAGGUUUAGGAAGUAAGGAUGAUCCUACUGGAAAAAGUGGUUUGGAUAUGAGAUUCGAAAGUGGAUCUAGUUCAACAGCAUCACCAGAAUCAUCUACUAAAAAGCUUGAAAUAAGUGGAAGACGUAUUAUAUCAGCUCACUCUAACUGUCCUGCUGGAUACGUCGCAGACUCCAGAGGACGCUGUAGAGAAACAUUCUGAUUUUUAAAUUUUUUUGAUUUAUUUAUGUUUAUUUGUUUUGUUUUUAUAUCAUAAUGGUAUUAUGAAUA
Messenger RNA from Coccinella septempunctata (seven-spotted ladybird), 842 nucleotides. RefSeq names its product ATP-dependent RNA helicase glh-2-like. The transcript has 2 exons. The record is from RefSeq and is a predicted model, not a curated record. NCBI's taxonomy places the organism in Eukaryota, Metazoa, Arthropoda, Insecta, Coleoptera, Coccinellidae. The coding region runs from base 64 to 774 and encodes 236 amino acids.